Penicillium oxalicum is the source of this 2229-nucleotide messenger RNA. RefSeq lists its product as uncharacterized. The transcript has a single exon. The record is from RefSeq and is a predicted model, not a curated record. NCBI's taxonomy places the organism in Eukaryota, Fungi, Ascomycota, Eurotiomycetes, Eurotiales, Aspergillaceae. The coding region runs from base 1 to 2229 and encodes 742 amino acids.
AUGGUCGGUCUGGAGAUCCCCGAGAAUGGGCUCUCUCUCCGCCCGGGAGAUCAGCCGGGUGACGCAGCCGUCAAACCGGCCCAAUUCAUGCGACUGAAUUUGGCACAACACACGCUCGAUGAAUUGAUCUCGAGUCUUCGGACGGACAACGCCGCAGUGAAAGUACGUAUGGGCAAGCAUCCGACGCUUCAUUACGGCAACAAGACCCAGUCCUUCCACGCCUAUCCCGAAACCCACCGGUCCGAGAUCUACCGCACUACCGAUGAAAAACAUAAUCUUUACUUUGCUGGUGUCUUGAGUCACAGUCUGGAAGUCGAGAAGGCCCGGGAAGAUACCGCUGCCACGGACCAAGCCUUAGCCAAUUUGGAGCAAAGCCUCAAUGCCUUUGAGCGAGGCAAGGCCUCCAAGUCAACCCACAUGAUUCAGAGCCCGGCGGAACUGAGAGCGCUCAGAGCGGGUAACUCAAGUGCUUCCCUCAACCUGGGCUCCAAACCCCGGUCGAUUCUGGAAAAGGAUCGGUUUCUUCGAGAGGCCUCCAACCGAUCGCUCACAUCGAGCCCAACCCUGGGUGCCCCAAGGUCUCCUCUGCCCGGCAUGACCCCCACCUCCGCGCCGCCCUCUCAAGCCAAGAACAGUGCUCGUCUCCAGGCGCUGAAGACACCCCUCAUCCACCUCCUCGCCAUUCGUCCCGUGUCGACCAAGUUUUUGGCCCGUCAAACCCGGGCAUCCAUCGAGGACUGCACCGCCUUGGUCCAAAAGUACGGCGCCGAGAAUCGCAUCGACCGAGAAAAGUACGACCUCAAGGACAAAUUCUACAAGGAUCUCGAUGUGUGGAAAUUCCCCUAUCCGAGUCAGGAUGAUCGGCAGGCGGCCAUCGACAAGGCAAUUUCGGCCUUUGAUCGCAUGCGCCUGUCUCGAAGUGACAAGCUCUGGCAGGGGCUGCUGCCCAAGGAAGAACGUGGCAAGGGAAAGUGUCUCUCCAAACUCAACCUCCAAAGCGGGCUUUCGGGUAAGAAACCUGCGACGUCUGCCGCGGGGGUGGAUGCUGCCGACGAGCGGAAAGAUGGCGAUACAACUGGCAACGAGACCGACCGCUCCAAGGCCGUCUCGGUCGCGGGCGCGAAGAAACCCAGCCAGACGGCCGCAACCAAACCUCGCGUGGACAAGGAGACUACCAAGCGAACCACCAAAAAUAAAAACGUCAACAGCACCUUGACCGGCCGAAUCACGAAGAAGACGGGUGGGAAAGGCCCCGCCAAGGCACCUCAGGUGGACACCAAGUACAAGUCGGCCGAGUUUGUUCACGACUCGGAUGUCUCUGAUGAUGAUGAGAUGCCUGAUGCAUCUCCUCCCCCAUCUGCGAAAGAUGUGUCUCCGGCGGCGGCUUCUACUGCCGCCCCAGCUCCAGUGCCCAGUGACCGGUCAGCCAAGCCUGCGAAGCCGACCGGGGCGAAAAAGACCGUGCCGCCCACUCAGUCCCCGGUCAAGAAGACCACGGCGAUGGCGGUAAAGACUCGCCCCAAAGAAGGCCCACCAACCAUAUCUGCACCGAAGCGUGCCAAGGUUGACGCUCCUGGCCCGCAGGGAGAGGCCACCAAAGCUGCGGGCAAGAGGCUUCCGUCUGCCCGAUUCUCUGCUUCCCCUCGGAAACCUUCGCCCCUGACGUCGCCUCCAACCAGUGUGUCCGAAGGAGUGGGUCGGAGCCGCUCCGACAGUCAAAACCAGUCCUCCAGCUCAUCCUCUUCUCCACUCAUCUCGCAACUCAGUCGGUCCAAAGCGCCCGCCGCCGCUGCUUCUUCCGUGGGUGGUUCGGGUCGGUCAGCCACGGCAUCUGUCAAGGGGCCUUCUGCUGCCACCGUGAACAACCCGCUGAAGCGCAAAGCCGCGCCUGAGCGACCGACAGUUGCAAGCCAAGUGGGUGCUCGGAUGGCGCCCAAUAGCAACGACCCCAAGCGCCGUCGUGCCGCCAGUACUUCUAGUGGAGGUAGUACAGGUAGCGCGUCCCCCCCAAUGAGCUACAAAGUCGCACAACGCCGGCUGUGGGACAAGUCCCAAAGAUUCAAAAAGGCGUACGCGAGGUAUCAUUCUUUGCACGAGUCUCUGGCGGCCCAGUCCAAUCCAUCUCCGGACUCUAUCAGUAAAUUGGAGAAAUGGCAUGAGUCGUUGACUCGGAUGAAGAAUGAGAUCUGGGAGGAAGACCGAAAACUCCGUGACGGAUCUUAUUCUUAA